Molecule: messenger RNA, 648 nt
Organism: Guillardia theta CCMP2712
Lineage: Eukaryota; Cryptophyceae; Pyrenomonadales; Geminigeraceae
Exons: 3
Coding region: 1-648 (215 amino acids)
Source: RefSeq, a predicted model, not a curated record
AUGACCACAGAAGCUAUCAGCAAGUCUAGCGACGCUAUGUCCUUGGCUGAUUCUGUAGAAGACGUGGAAAGGGCGGAUAGGGGGAAAAUCGAUCAUUUGGAGGACAAUAUCGAUGAUGUGCAGAGCUCUACGUCGGACAACAUGAAGUCAUCAAGAAUAGCACUUUGGAAAGAGAUUGGAAAACUAAGGCGAAAGAUCAUGGGAUACAAAAAGCGUCUCAUGGAUGUCAAAUCUCAAAUGAUGGCUCGUGACAAUUACUUAGACACCAGGAUGUCUGCUCUAGACAAUUCUAUCAAGCGAUCGCAGGUCUCGAUGGAGCGAAGGUUGAAUGAUAUCACUGUCAAAGCCAAUGUCAUACAGCAUGAAGUUGGUCCUCCUGGCGCACCAGGUGAAGAUGGAAAGGAUGGGCCCCCAGGACCUGCAGGUUAUCCUGGCCCUGUCGGCGAGCGAGGGCCCCCAGGGAACAUCGGACCAGCCGGGCCAAGAGGAUACGAUGGACGGGAUGGUAUCCCUGGAGGGGUGAAGGAGGCCGACGAGGCCCCAUGGGUUUGUUGGGACCAGAAGGUCAGCCGAUUGAUGGUCAGCAAGGUCAAGCGGGCCCUCGCGGUCCUCCAGGAUAUGCAGGAGUGUCUGGAGCAGAAGGUCUGA